Phacochoerus africanus (Common warthog) is the source of this 10477-nucleotide messenger RNA. RefSeq names its product tensin 1 (gene TNS1). Gene Ontology annotation, biological process: fibroblast migration. The transcript has 36 exons. The record is from RefSeq and is a predicted model, not a curated record. Bases 125 to 5797 code for a protein of 1890 amino acids. Gene Ontology annotation, molecular function: protein binding. Lineage: Eukaryota; Metazoa; Chordata; Mammalia; Artiodactyla; Suidae.
CUGGCUGAGCCAGAGUAGCCGCCACAGACUCUGAGCUCCCUUCUGCCUGCUCUUUGGGGGCUGCGAGCCCAGGGGGACCUUUUGCAGGGCCUGGGCGUGGCCCCGGAGACAAGACCCACCGAAGAUGACGUGGAUCUGUCUGUCCUGCAUGCUCUGGCCAGAGGAUUUGGAGGCCCCCAAGACUCACCACUUCAAAGUGAAGACCUUCAAGAAGGUGAAACCCUGUGGGAUCUGUCGACAGGUUAUCACCCGGGAGGGCUGCACCUGCAAAGUCUGCAGCUUCUCCUGUCAUCGGAAAUGCCAGGCCAAGGUGGCUGCCCCCUGCAUUCCUCCAUCCAGCCGUGAACUGGUGCCCAUCAACACUGAGACUGCCCCCAAGAAUGUAGUGGACAAGGGAGAAGGAGCCUUCCGGGGUGGGAACACACGGAAAAACCUUGAGGAAGACGGCUCCACCAGAGUCACGCCAAGUGUCCAGGCCCAUCCCCAGCCCAUCAGAAACAUGAGUGUGAGCCGGACCACGGAGGACAGCUGUGAGCUGGACCUGGUGUACGUCACGGAGCGGAUUAUCGCCGUCUCCUUCCCCAGCACAGCCAAUGAGGACAACUUCCGCAGCAACCUCCGCGAGGUGGCCCAGAUGCUAAAGUCCAAACAUGGAGGCAACUACCUGCUUUUCAACCUCUCUGAGCGGAGACCUGACAUCACGAGGCUCCACGCCAAGGUACUGGAAUUCGGCUGGCCUGACCUCCACACCCCAGCCCUGGAGAAGAUCUGCAGUGUCUGCAAGGCCAUGGACACUUGGCUCAACGCAGACCCCCACAAUGUUGUCGUCCUACACAACAAGGGAAACCGAGGCAGGAUAGGUGUUGUGAUCGCGGCUUACAUGCACUACAGCAACAUUUCUGCCAGUGCCGACCAGGCCCUGGACCGGUUUGCCAUGAAGCGGUUCUACGAGGAUAAGAUUGUACCCAUUGGCCAGCCGUCCCAGAGAAGGUACGUGCAUUAUUUCAGCGGCCUGCUCUCUGGCUCCAUCAAAAUGAACAACAAGCCCUUGUUUCUGCACCACGUGAUCAUGCACGGCAUCCCCAACUUCGAGUCUAAAGGAGGGUGUCGGCCAUUUCUCCGGAUCUACCAGGCUAUGCAACCUGUCUACACGUCUGGCAUCUACAACGUCCAGGGAGACAGCCAGACCAGCAUCUGCAUCACCAUUGAGCCUGGGCUGCUCUUGAAAGGAGACAUCUUGCUGAAGUGCUACCACAAGAAGUUCCGGAGCCCAGCCCGAGAUGUCAUCUUCCGUGUGCAGUUCCACACCUGUGCCAUCCAUGACCUGGGGGUUGUCUUUGGGAAGGAGGACCUUGAUGAUGCCUUCAAAGAUGAUCGGUUUCCAGAAUAUGGCAAAGUUGAAUUCGUAUUUUCUUAUGGACCAGAGAAAAUUCAAGGCAUGGAACACCUGGAGAACGGGCCAAGCGUGUCCGUGGACUAUAACACCUCUGACCCCCUCAUCCGCUGGGAUUCCUAUGACAACUUCAAUGGGCAUCGAGAUGAUGGCAUGGAGGAGGUGGUGGGCCACACCCAGGGGCCCCUGGACGGGAGCCUGUAUGCCAAGGUGAAGAAGAAGGACUCCCUGAACGGCAGCACCAGCGCCGUCAACGCCACGCGUCCUGUUCUGUCUGCCACCCCCAACCACGUGGAGCACACCCUCUCUGUGAGCAGCGACUCCGGCAACUCCACAGCCUCCACCAAGACUGACAAGACUGAUGAGCCUGCCCCUGGCCCCUCCAGUGCCCAGGCUUCCCUGAGUCCUGAGGAGAAGCGGGAGCUGGACCGCCUGCUCAGCGGCUUCGGCUUGGAGCGAGAAAAGCAAGGCAGCAUGUACCACACGCAGCAUCUCCGGUCUCGCCCAGGAGAGGGCCCUGCUGCGCCCUCUUCUGGCCGCCACAUCAUCCCAGCCCAGGUUCACGUCAAUGGUGGGGCCUUGGCAUCUGAGCGGGAGACGGACAUCCUGGAUGAUGAGCUGCCCAACCAGGAUGGGCACAGCGUGGGCAGCAUGGGCACUCUGUCCUCCCUGGAUGGGGUCACCAACACCAGUGAGGGGGGCUACCCGGAGGCCCUGUCCCCUCUGACCAAUGGUCUAGACAAGCCCUACUCCGUGGAACCAAUGGUCAAUGGUGGAGGCUACCCCUAUGAGUCUGCCAGCCGGGUGGUGCCCGCACAGGCUGGCCACAUGGCCCCCAUGCGGCCUUCCUACUCCGCACAGGAGGGUUUAGCAGGCCACCAGCGGGAGGGGCCCCACCCAGGCUGGUCACAGUCAAUGACCACCUCCCACUAUGGCCAUGACCCCAGCGGUAUGUUCCGCUCUCAGUCCUUUCCGGAAAGCGAGCCCCAGCUGCCCCCAGCUCCAGCCCGUGGGGGGAGCAGCCGGGAGGCUGUGCAGAGGGGCCUGAAUUGCUGGCAACAGCAGCAGCAGCAGCAGCAGCAGCAGCAGCAGCAGCAGCAGCAGCCUCGCCCACCUCCUCGCCAGCAGGAAAGAGCCCACUUGGAGAGUCUCGGGCUCAGCAGGCCCAGCCCCCAGCCACUGGCAGAGCCCCUCAUGCCAGGCCUCCCUGAGUUCCCGCGGGCGGCCUCGCAGCAGGAGAUCGAGCAGUCCAUCGAAACCCUCAACAUGCUGAUGCUAGAUCUGGAGCCAGCGGCAGCGGCGGCCGCCCCACUGCACAAGUCCCAGAGUGUCCCUGGGGCCUGGCCAGGGGCUUCCCCACUCUCCUCCCAGCCUCUCUCUGGCUCCUCCUACCAGUCUCACCCACUGACCCAGUCCAGAUCUGGCUACAUCCCCAGCGGGAAUUCCUUGGCGACCCCUGAGCCCAUACCCCGGGCCUCCCUGGAGUCCGUCCCUUCUGGCAGGUCUUACUCACCUUACGAUUAUCAGCCAUGUCCGUCUGGGCCCAACCAGAGUUACCGUCCAAAGAGCCCAGCUUCCUCCUCCUCCUCUGCCUUCCUUCCAACCACCCAGAGCUCUCCAGGGCCUCAGCAGCCCCCAGCCUCUCUCCCUGGCCUCACCGCUCAGCCUCGGCUUCCACCAAAGGAGAUGACUCCAGACCCAUCUCGAACUCCGGAGGAGGAGCCAUUGAAUCUGGAGGGGCUGGUGGCCCACCGGGUGGCAGCGUACAAUGCCAGGCUGCAGGGUCUCGGGCACCCUCCCUUCCACCGGCUCCGGUCUUCCUCGCUCUCCGGAGUGCAGGCUCGGGAGAAGCAGCCUGCCGAGCCCCCAGCACCUCUCCGGAGGCGGGCGGCCAGCGAUGGGCAGUAUGAGAACCAGUCGCCGGAACCCACAUCCCCCCGUAGCCCUGGGGUUCGCUCCCCUGUCCAGUGCGUCUCCCCAGAGCUGGCUCUCACCAUCGCUCUCAAUCCUGGAGGGCGCCCCAAAGAGCCCCAUCUGCACAGCUACAAGGAGGCCUUCGAGGAGAUGGAGGGAACCUCCCCGACCAGCCCUCCGCCCAGUGGGGUGCGCUCCCCCCCAGGUCUGGCCAAGACACCCCUGUCUGCUCUGGGCCUGAAACCCCACAACCCAGCCGACAUCCUGUUGCAUCCCACCGGUGUCACCAGAAGACUGGUCCAGCCAGAGGAGGAUGAGGGGAAGGUGGUGACCAAGCUUUCCAAAGAGCCCCGGAGCUAUGUCGAGUCGGUGGUGCGGACGGCAGUGGCUGGGCCCCGGACUCAGGACGCCGAGCCCAAGAGCUUUAGUGCCCCAGCUGCCCAGGCCUAUGGCCACGAGACACCCCUGAGGAACGGGACCCUGGGAGGCUCCUUUGUCUCCCCCAGCCCCCUGUCCACCAGCAGCCCCAUCCUCAGUGCUGACGGCACUUCAGUGGGGAGUUUCCCGUCAGGGGAGAACGGCGACCCAGGCCCUCGGACACCCACCCAGCCUUUGCUGGAUUCUGGCUUCCGCGCCGGCAGCUUGGGCCAGCCCAGCCCUUCAGCUCAGAGAAGCUACCAGAGCUCUUCUCCGAUCCCGGCUGCAGGCAGCAGCUACCACAGCCCUGACUACGCACUUCAGCAGUUUGGCUCCCCAGAAAGCCAGUCCCGGUCCCAGUUCAGUGUGGCGGGUGUCCACGCGGUGCCUGGGAGUCCUCAGGCCCGGCACAGGACAGUGGGCACCAACACUCCCCCGAGUCCUGGCUUUGGCCGCCGGGCCGUGAACCCUGGCAUGGCUGCCCCUAGCAGCCCCAGUUUGAGCCACCGCCAGGUGAUGGGUCCGCCGGGACCAGGUUUCCAUGGUAACACAGUCUCUAGCCCCCAGAGCAGUGCAGCGACCACUCCGGGAAGCCCCAGCCUGGGCCGACAUCCCGGGGCCCACCAAGUGUCAAGCCUCCAUGGCAAUGUGGCCACCACUCCAGGGAGCCCCAGCCUGGGCCGGCACCCUGGGGCCCACCAAAGCAACCUGGCCUCCAGUCUCCAUGGUAACGCCAUCCCUAGCCCCGGAAGCCCCAGCCUGGGCCGUCACUUGGGGGGGUCUGGAUCUGUGGUUCCCGGCAGCCCCAGCUUGGACCGGCAUGUGGCCUAUGGUGGCUACUCCACCCCCGAGGACCGGAGACCCACGCUGUCCCGGCAGAGCAGCGCCUCGGGCUACCAGGCUCCUUCCACACCCUCCUUCCCUGUGUCCCCCGCCUACUACCCGGGCCUGAGCAGCCCCGCCACCUCCCCCUCACCGGAUUCAGCAGCCUUCCGACAAGGGAGCCCCACGCCAGCCUUGCCAGAGAAGCGGAGGAUGUCCAUGGGAGACCGAGCAGGCAGCCUCCCCAACUACGCCACCGUCAAUGGGAAGGUGUCCUCCUCGCCUGUCCCCAGUGGCAUGUCCAGUCCCAGCGGGGGCAGCACCGUCUCCUUCUCCCACACUCUGCCUGACUUCUCCAAGUGCUCCAUGCCAGACAACAGCCCUGAGACACGGGCGAAGGUGAAGUUUGUCCAGGACACUUCCAAGUAUUGGUACAAGCCCGAGAUCUCCAGGGAGCAGGCCAUCGCCCUUCUCAAGGACCAGGAGCCAGGGGCUUUCAUCAUCCGUGACAGUCACUCCUUCCGAGGAGCCUAUGGGCUAGCCAUGAAGGUGUCUUCGCCCCCUCCGACUAUCAUGCAGCAGAAUAAAAAAGGGGACAUGACCCAUGAGCUCGUGAGGCAUUUCCUGAUAGAGACGGGCCCCAGAGGAGUCAAGCUCAAGGGCUGUCCCAACGAGCCAAACUUCGGAUCCCUGUCCGCCCUGGUUUACCAGCACUCCAUCAUCCCCUUGGCUCUGCCCUGUAAGCUGGUCAUUCCAAACCGAGACCCUACAGAUGAAUCGAAAGAUAGCUCGGGCCCUGCCAACUCGACCAGCGACCUGCUGAAGCAAGGGGCAGCCUGCAAUGUGCUCUUCCUCAACUCUGUGGACAUGGAGUCACUCACUGGGCCACAGGCCAUCUCCAAAGCCACUUCUGAGACACUGGCUGCUGACCCCACGCCAGCUGCCACCAUCGUUCACUUCAAAGUGUCUGCCCAGGGAAUUACACUGACUGACAACCAGAGAAAGCUCUUCUUCCGACGACACUAUCCCCUCAACACUGUCACCUUCUGCGACCUGGAUCCACAGGACAGAAAGUGGAUGAAGACGGAGGGAGGAGCCCCUGCUAAGCUCUUCGGCUUCGUGGCCCGGAAGCAGGGCAGCACCACGGACAACGCCUGCCACCUCUUCGCUGAGCUUGACCCCAACCAGCCGGCCUCUGCCAUCGUCAACUUUGUCUCCAAGGUCAUGCUGAGUGCCGGCCAGAAGAGAUGAACCCCCACCCCUUGCCCGGGGCCAGGGCAAUGGGGUGGGGGCCUGUGGGGGAGGGGACCCAUGAAUCCCGACCAUCCUCAAAUCCAGAAGGAGGACUUUGGGCCAAUUUUGGAGAAGGAGAGAAGAAAGUGUAACAUGGGAGAGGGAAGUGAAUUGAACGGGGAGGGGGGGAGAGAGAGAGGAAGGAAGGAAAAAAUGGAGGAGAAUAAUUCAGAUUCCCCAGGGAGAUGGACACUGCGAAACCCCCAGAGCCUCCAGAUCUAACCAGGUCCACCUACCUCUCCCUCCCCCCCUCCAAGAGGAUGGAGCUCCUCGAGGGACACAGAAGCAACCCCCCUGGGAGAGCCACAUUUGCGGAGGGGACAGAGAAGCUCCUUCUCCCUAACCCAACUUCCUGGCAAGGAGAAAUCCCAUCAAGAGAACCUCUUUCUGGCCACCUCUGGGGUAGAUCACCAAACCCAAAAGAGCCGGCAUGGGACAUCCAGUAGCGGAACCUUUUGCUUUUGAAAGUAUCUCACACUCGAGGCACCUAAGGCCCCUUUGCUCUGCCCCUUUGCUCUGCCGCUGAUGCACACUUUGUGGGUGUGGGUGUGGUGUGUAUAUAUGGCCACACCUAUCUCCUUACCCACUGACUUCUCUUGGCCUCUCAGCUGGAAUUAGAAAACAGGUAAACUUGUCUGUGUCCCCUGUGUUUGCACUUGUGCACACUUGUCCAAAGAAGUUAGGGUUGGGGGUGACAGGGCAGCAGGGAGGGGGGAUAAGCCCUGUGCCCCAGCAGCACCCAGGAUUAUGGGUAACGGACUGUCUCUUGGUCCCGGCACCUGCUUUAACAGCUUCGGGUGCCGCCACCCCCUUUUCCUCAAUGGAGACCCCAGCGGGCGUGGGGCUGUCAUGCUGCAGCGUGACCCCUGACCUGCUUCCACCAGGAGGCAGGAGCAUUGGUUGGAGGGGAUGAGGACACUUGUCCAUAGCUUUGGGGGAGAGAUCCCUCAGGAAGGGUUGUUUUUGAGCACUGGGCACCUUCCCCAAGGCAAGUGGCCCAGCCUCGGGCAAGCAGGUGGCUCCUACCAGCUCCCAGCCCUCAGCCCCUUCUUGGGUUUUGUGCCCAGAUCAGCCUUCCUCAGACCUGCUUAUGUACAUGACGCCUUUUUGGGUGCUGGGGAUCGAGCCUUCCUGCUCUGCCCUGUCCUGUCCUGUCCUGUCCCGCGGGGUUCUUGUGUUAGGGCUCAUCCUGGGAACCUGCUUCCAGAAGCCCUGCUUGGUGAGGCCCAGGGAGACACCCACAGUUCUUGUGCUCCUUCUGCAAGGGUUUGGAGGUCUGACUUUUACAGGGCUUCUGCCCAGGGGAGCUGGGCCGAGCUCGGGGUGGGGUGGGGGCUGCCACCUGUACCCCAUGUGGCCUGCCUACCAUACCAAAGUCUUGCUCCCUCCCCCUUCUGUCUCAAUUUCCUUCCCAGGCCCAGCUGGUGUUGAGCAGAAGGCAUAUAUUUAGGCCAAAGGGUCAAGAGUCCAGCUGAGCAAUUGGGAAGCCCCAGAGCCUCACCCGAGGUCUCUAAGCUGGAUGGAAAAAGCCACCAGGACUCCAUCCUUCAGUAGCUUCUUAAGCCUCUGGGUUCCCUAGAGAGAGGCAUUGUACUGAUAUAUAAAUAUAUAUAAUAUAUAUAUGUGAGACAUACUGACAGAAUCUGUAAGCUAAUAAAAUAUAAGAAAAGGUUAAAAAAAAAAGACUAGGUAAAUUGACAGGAAGUAUUUAUUAUUUCCCCAUAUUGUUUUAUUGCCUCCCUGGUGGAAACCAACCCCCAUCCUUCUCUCUAUGCAUAAGCGAAGCCUUUAUCCUUGGAGCAAUCAGGGGUCUCCUUGCUCUGGCCUUGGCCUUCCCUAGACUCUGUCUGAGGCUCAGCGGGGAGGGGAGGGGGUGCACGUGUUUGAGCCCCUCCACAUCCCUUAUUUUUGGCAGGCUCGGGCCUGGCUGUCGGUGCCCAGAGAUGCAGAGAUGAGAGGGGAGCUGCCCGCUGCCCCAUGGGGCCCAAGCGGGUGUGUGGGAGCCGGGCGGGGGUGGGGGGGCUGGUGCGACAUGGGUGUGCAUGGUGGGUGUGGGUGACAUGUGCGUCUUGCAUUUUUUUCUCUUCCGAGAAGCUGUUACCUGUGCGGUUGUUGUGUUUUAGGGAGUUGGAAAGGAGAGCAUCUGAGAAAGGCAGGGACCAGCUGCAUUCCCCCCCGCCGCCACUUCCCAAAGGCUGAAACCACGUUCUCAGUGAACCAGGUCCUCCCAAGUGCUCUUCCUUCUGAGGCCUUCAAGCCAUGUACCCUGAUCUCCCCUCUCUCAUGCCCCGUCUAACCCCAGCUCUCCCCAGACAGAAAAAGGAUGUUCCCUCCCACUUUCUUUGUAAAUAUCUUCAUCUCCCACUGGACAGCCCGGGGACUCUCUCCUCCUGGUCUGGACGGCCAGGCGGAGCCUCGGACCCUUCGGGCGUCUGGGGUCAGUCUUCGCAUUACUUUCCCACCGCCCACCAGCAGCCACCCUCCCCGCACGGCCAUCCCGCCGCACUCAGGCCUGAGCUGUGUGUGACCCCAGGAAGGAUCAAUUUCCUAGAGCUUGGCCUGUCCAGAGGAAUGUUGGGGAUGGGUACCCCAGGCCCCAGCAUGGCCUCACCUGGGGCUCAGACACUGCUUGGGAAGACACUGUAACCCUCCCGUGUCUCACGGAUUAAGCCCGUGCGCACACGCGCGCGCGCGCACACACACACAUUCACACACAUACACACACCACCACAACACUGUAGCAUAUUCUUGCCAAAGAUUUCCUUUAAAAGAAAGCACUUUUAGUCAUUUUUGUUAUUAUCUUGUAAAUGUGUACCCUUUUUUCUCCCCUCCCCUUCCCCCAUGUUUUGGGCUGUUGUUUAUUGUUGAAUCUGUUUGUCAGCCAGGAGAGUGCCUUCUAGUCUUGAAAACAGGCUGGGGAUGGGAGAUUGGAAGAGGGCCUGGGAGUUGCUGGCAGGAAAGAGCCAGAGAGGAGAGAGGCCCCGGCCGGCUUGUGCCGCAGAGAGGCAGACCUCAGGCAGGCUCAGGCCCCAACGCCAGGCCCAGCCUGCCUCUUGCCAUGCAGCCAGGCCUCUGAGUGUGGUGUCUGCAGGGAAGGCAGUGACAUCGGCAGGGAGAGAGGACCAGCAGGGUCCAUGUGGCCCUUCCCGGCUGGAGCCAGAGGGGAGGGGAAGGCAUGGGAAUGACGGAGACGUGACCUGGAGGGGAGAUGAGGAGGAGGGGAGCUGGAUGAGCAAGCUCCGUUGGGAGUGGACCUCCCUGGCCCCACAGUAUCCUGGCUCCCUCAUUCAGCCGUCCAGCCAGGUGAUCUGGGGACAGGUGAUUGUCCCAGGUUGGGGAAAGGCCCUUUGAUCCUGAAGCUCAUUGGAGCUUCUCCUGUAGCAGCUCCAAAUACUUGAGGACUACAAGGGUCCCUCUCCCCUGGCAGGGUUUUGGGGGAUCCCUGGGUGUAUCAGAGACAGGCAGGAUGGGGAUGGUGUCUGGUGGCUGAGUGACUAUAAGAGGGAGCCUUUGUAAAGGCUCUCAGGAGGGAGGGAGAGGAACUGGGCAUUCUUCUGUCCCACCUGGAUGGGCCGGGCAGAGGCUGGGGCUGUGGAUGCAUCUGUCACCAAAACAGCAUCUGUGCCCCACUUUCUCCUCCCCACUGAGGUUCAUCCACCACCCCUGUCUCCUGCGUCUUCUCCCCUUCUUUGGUUUUUCCCAGCUUCAGGAUCGGGAUGAUCAAGGGGCAGGGGUGGGGGGGUGGGUCAGUGCCCUUUCUAAGGGCUGCUCCAGUCCCAACAUCUCCCAUCCUCGGGAUCCUUGGAGGGGCUGGGGGCAGUCCUGGGGCCACACUUCACCCAGGCCCAGGCCCCGAAAUCUUGAGACUGGAGUCCCCCUGCCAGUGGUAACACAGGAUGUGUGCGUGCGCGUGUGCAAGUGUGGGUGUAUGUGUGUGCGUAUUUGGCUCGUCUCUUUAGGGAAUUUGGGAGUUGGGUCAGAGGUGGUGGGUGAUGGAUGUCAAGUUCACUAGCACCCAGUAGAGAAAGGAAUCCGGAGGCGAGGCCUCUAGGGCCCCGGUUGGGGGGGAAUCUCAGCGCUGGCGAUGGAUGGCAGGGAUGGACCACACCAGGUGGCGCUCCUCUGUCCUCAGAUGUCCCAAAGGUUGGAGGACCUCUCUGUUCACUUCCCACACCGGGGCUCUUCGCAGUGGCGAGCUGACCGGAGCAGGCUAGGCCACUUUUGUUUCUAAUCAGUGUGCAAGGGUUUGAGGCUCUCCUGUGUGUCCACACGUGCGAGAGAGCCCAUCUGUGCACGCGUGCUGUUGCCCCACUUCUCUCCUCUCCCACAUGUCCUUCAAAACAGAUGUAAGAAAUUCCUUCCCCCUCCCUCCCCCCGCCUCCCAGGCCCUCGGCAGGAGAAACAGAAUAACCUAGCAUCCUCCCCAACCUCUGGCUGUGUAUUUAUACAGAUGGAAAUAUACUUUCUAUUUUGUUAUCAUCGUGCCUAGAACUCUGCCACCUUGUAUAAACCCUAAUGUAUGCUACUUACUGGAUAUGAAUGUAUUGUACACUGAGGCUGUCCCGCUCCUGUACAGCUGCUUCGUUUCUUUGCGAUCCAUCAUAUGGCUUUAUACAUGAUAAAGUGAAAGAAAAAUCA